Messenger RNA from Hevea brasiliensis (rubber tree), 1848 nucleotides. RefSeq names its product serine/threonine-protein kinase RIPK. Gene Ontology annotation, biological process: protein phosphorylation. Gene Ontology annotation, molecular function: protein kinase activity; ATP binding. NCBI's taxonomy places the organism in Eukaryota, Viridiplantae, Streptophyta, Magnoliopsida, Malpighiales, Euphorbiaceae. Bases 175 to 1518 code for a protein of 447 amino acids. The transcript has 5 exons. The record is from RefSeq and is a predicted model, not a curated record.
UUUAAGCCUUGGAAACCCCUUCACCUCAUUGGCAACCAAACCUUCUCUUCCUCUUCUAAACCCAUCACUCCUCUCUCUCUCUUCUCUCUCUUUCUCAUUAAUAAAUUGAUUUUUUAGUUUUUGUUGCAAGAAACCAAUUAAUAUUCAAGUUUGCAGAAUCAUUCAUCAACAACAAUGACUGUGGAGAAGGUUACGUGGUUAUCUAUGGUUUCCAGUUGUUUCAAACCACAUGAGAAUGAGAAACCAGCAUCAUCCAAACCCAAGAAAGAGGUCACUAAACAAACUUCAUUCCAGAGACUUUCACUAUCUGAUUUGAGCAACCCCAAUUCACUCUCCGAGGAUCUUUCCGUUUCUCUUGCUGGCUCAAACCUUCACGUCUUUACGCUCGCUGAGCUUAAGGUGAUCACCCAGGGCUUCUCGUCGAGCAACUUUAUUGGUGAAGGAGGAUUUGGACCAGUGCACAAGGGCUUCAUUGAUGACAAACUCAGACCUGGCUUGAAGGCUCAGCCUGUGGCCGUCAAGCUCUUGGACUUGGAAGGUUUACAAGGUCAUAGGGAGUGGUUGACGGAGGUGAUCUUUCUUGGGCAGUUGAGGCAUUCACAUCUGGUUAAGCUGAUUGGCUAUUGUUGUGAAGAGGAACACAGGCUUCUAGUUUAUGAAUAUAUGCCACGGGGCAGCUUAGAGAAUCAGUUGUUUAGAAGAUAUUCUGUAUCACUACCUUGGUCCACAAGAAUGAAAAUUGCUCUUGGAGCCGCAAAGGGUCUUGCCUUCCUCCAUGAAUCACAAAAACCUGUGAUAUACAGGGAUUUCAAAGCCUCAAACAUCUUGUUAGACUCGGAUUAUACAGCAAAACUUUCAGAUUUUGGGCUAGCAAAGGAUGGUCCUGAAGGAUCUGACACGCAUGUAUCCACCCGAGUUAUGGGAACGCAAGGCUAUGCUGCUCCUGAAUAUGUCAUGACAGGUCACUUGACGUCAAUGAGCGAUGUGUAUAGUUUUGGAGUAGUACUCCUCGAGCUUCUUACUGGGAGAAGGUCUGUGGACAAGAACCGCCCUCAAAGAGAACAGAAGCUGGUAGAGUGGGCAAGACCCAUGUUGAAUGAUCCCCGGAAACUUGGGAGGAUAAUGGACCCAAGACUCGAAGGCCAGUACUCGGAAACAGGGGCUCGAAAAGCAGCCGCAUUGGCUUAUCAAUGCCUGAGCCACAGGCCAAAGCAGAGACCAACCAUGAGCGCUGUUGUGAAGAUCCUAGAACCUCUCAAGGAUUUUGAAGAUAUUCCCAUUGGACCCUUUGUGUAUACAGUUCCAACCGAAACUGAAAAACCUAAAGAAGAUGAGCCCAAGAAAGAUGCGAAGAAAGAAGAUGGCCAUUACCACAAAAAGCAUCCACUUCACCACGGCCAUAGACGGCAUCACCACAAAUCGCCUAGGUCUCCAACCAUUCACUCAGAAACUGCUCUACGCCAAAAUCACAGAAAUGGGUUACACUCUCCCCUGCACCCAAAAGCCAAGGGAGCAUAGAUUAGCCAAAAGUGUAAUUAAAUUAAUCACACUGUAAAUACACACUUUUUUUUUUCUUGUGAUUAUCCUAGAUCAUUUGCAUACUGUGACUGCACAACACAAAGGAUUUUUGCGGAAGGACUCGUCGUUUUACAUAGGAUUUUUGGUGGAAGGAGUUGUCGUUAUACUUGGGUUGUUUCUUUGUUUAAAAUAUUUUGACUUGUAUAUCUCAGCUGGCGAGGGCAAGUAGGCAUACAGAGGAGUUCAAUUUCUUUAUGUGACUUGUUCAAAAAUUUACAGAUUAUACAAAUUAUAUUAAUUAAUUAAUAAAAUUAAGAGCAGAUUUUUCAA